CAGUGGAGCUUUCCAGUGACUCACAGUUAGGAUCCAAUUUACUUUAGAACUUUGACGACAUAACACAGUAACAUCCUAUGGUAAACGUGUAUUUUUUUCGUUUUGUGUGCAGUAGAAGUGUUGGUUGAAGCGUCAGAUUACAGUUGGCGGGAAACUCAUUUUCCCCGCAUUCAGUUGUGACGCACUUCCGGUCCCGGGACACCGCAUUGGGUUGCUGUGGGGAGAAACAGUUGGAAUGAGUUUAAUCGAAUAGCGAUCAGGUGGAGCGUGCUAAAGUGGAAGUUGCUGCUAUGUUGCAAGUGUAUUAGUGUGUUUUGGAGAGGCGUCCCGUCUUGCUGGGCGGCUUUUCUCGGGCUUUCACAACUUCCUCCUCUUCCUCCUCCUCAUCAUCAUCAUCAUCAUCAUCAUCAUCAUCACCACCACCAGCAUCAUCAUCAUCAGCCAGGUAGCAAUAUGAGCAAAGCCAGGCUGAGUCGGGACAGGAGGGCCUCCCAAGCAGCCCUCUCCAGGGUCACCCGCAGCACUUCCUCCCAGGUCAAGCAGGGCAGUCCCACUACUCCCCAGGUGGUGCUCAAAGGCCUGCAAGGACCCAGUGGCUCUGGCAUCCAGUGGGGAAGACCGUCCGAUUCAGCCCUGGCCGAGGACCUUAGCCUGAUGAGCGUGAGCGGGCAGUGGGAGGACACAACAUCGCGAAAAGGGAGAUUCUCGAAGACUGGAUCCUCAGCCACACAGCGAGGACCUUCAGGUUCAAAAGCUCUUUGCACAGCAGCCCCCCAGGGGACUCUGAAUGCGAUCGCCCGCCUCAUGAAGCUUGGCCGAUGUCGCAACGUGGUCGUGGUGGCAGGGGCAGGAAUCAGCACAGCCAGCGGCAUUCCAGAUUUCAGGACCCCGGGGACAGGAUUGUAUGCAAACCUGCAGAAAUAUAACGUCCCCUUCCCGGAGGCUGUCUUUGACAUUGACUUCUUCUCCAAUGACCCCCGACCCUUCUUCUCACUGGCCAAAGAGCUGUACCCCGGGUGCCACAAACCCAACUACAUCCACUACUUCAUCCGCAUGCUGCACCUGAAAGGCCUGCUGCUCCGAAUGUAUACUCAGAAUAUCGACGGUCUGGAGAAGAUGUGUGGUAUUCCUGAAGAGAAGUUGGUGGAGGCUCAUGGGAGUUUUAAAUCUGCCUCAUGUCACCUCUGCUACACUCCGUUUUCAGCUCAUGAAGCCAAGCAAGCCAUAAUGAAUGACAAGGUCCCCAUAUGCACAAUCUGCGAAGGGACAGUCAAACCAGAUGUUGUGUUUUUUGGAGAGGAUCUUCCCCAGAGCUACUUCCAGCACUGCACUGACUUCCCCAAGACUGACCUUCUCAUAAUCAUGGGCACUUCCUUGCAGAUCGAGCCUUUCGCCAGCCUUGUGGAUACAGUGAGGUCCACGGUGCCCCGCCUGCUGCUCAACAGACACCCUGUGGGGCCUUUCCUGAGGGUGCCCCUGCGUAGAAGCGACUACAUGGAACUGGGGGACUUGGAGGACUCUGUGAGGCGGCUGGCUGAGAUCUUGGGCUGGCACCAGGACAUCUGUGACCUGAUCCAGGAUCAUGAGCAGAAGGUGCAUGCAGCGUUCUCAGGGAGGGGUGGCUACCUCCCCCAGGCCGACAAGGACAUCGCACUUCAGACACGAGAGCAAAGCAGCGAUGACGAUAGCUGCAACUCUGAGACACCCAGCUACUGAGCUGGAUUGCUGACCUUGGAUGUAGAGGGGACA
This is a messenger RNA of Scleropages formosus (Asian bonytongue), 1749 nucleotides long. Its product is annotated as NAD-dependent protein deacetylase sirtuin-3. Gene Ontology annotation, molecular function: histone deacetylase activity, NAD-dependent; NAD+ binding. Lineage: Eukaryota; Metazoa; Chordata; Actinopteri; Osteoglossiformes; Osteoglossidae. The record is from RefSeq and is a predicted model, not a curated record. The transcript has 8 exons. The coding region runs from base 454 to 1716 and encodes 420 amino acids. Gene Ontology annotation, cellular component: nucleus.